AUGUCGAGUAGAGGUUUACGUUCGAAAAAAACCAAUGAUGUAGCGGAGAGUGAAACUGGUGGUCAAGAUGGUACGCAAAAGGUGGUUACGGAGGAUUCAGAAACACCCAUUCCCAGAAGAUCAUGUCAGAUAUGUCAUGGGGAAAAUACAAACCAGAUGGUGCGCUGUGAUGUAUGCCAAAAAUGGCAUCACUACCAAUGUGUUGGGGUAACACAGGUAUCUGAAAAACAACCCUGGAGUUGCGCCAAAUGCAAAGCUGCAACCGGUGUCCAGGAUACGUGUUCAAAUACCAUCAAACCUCCUGUGCUGCUUGGUAGUCAAAGUCAAAAGCAACCAGAAGCCGUUCCUGGAACUUCCUCUGCAUCCCUCGUUCAACAAAAAGGCACUCAACAAUCACAGGUCGUGAAUUCAAUCGGAAACAAAUCAGCAAAUGAGACCAUUCCGAACAUAACAUCACUUCCACUGAAACAGUCAGCAAACCCUGUAUUAAGUAAAACGAUAUCAAAUGCAAAAGAGACGUUGCCAAGGAAACCUGCAUCGAACGCGUCAGGAGUGUCCAACCGAUCGACACAAACACUCUUAAAACUAAAGUUGCGAAAGCUAGAGGAGGAACGUGAAUUGGAACGUCGACGAACUGCAGAUGAGGCAGCCAAGGAUAAAGAGUUCCUGGAGAAGAAGUACAAGAUACUAGAAGAAAUGGCUAGUGAAGGUGGUUCGAAUGACGGCGAUGCUAUGAGCCGCGUGGAGGAGUGGAUGGAUGAAACGGUGAAUCAAAACGGAAACCAACCAGGUAAUCCGCCCCCUCUUGGCUGCACGAGCUGCAACCGUUCUCAAAUCAAUACACAACGAAUCAACUGCGCUCCGCUACCACAAACCACGUGCGAGGUACCGAAUCAGACUCUCGUUCCCGUUCCUCAACAGCAGAAUAACUACCGUCCAGUGUAUGAUGAUGAUGACGUAGAACAGUGUCCGCUAACCCGGAAACAGCUGGCAGCGCGUCAAGCAAUCUCAAAGGAGCUACCCACGUUUUCCGGUAACCCAGAGGAGUGGCCUCUAUUCUUGUCAUCCUUCAACAGCACGACAGCGAUUUGUGGAUUUUCGGAUGCAGAAAACAUCAUUCGGUUGCAAAAAUGUUUGAGAGGGCGAGCAUACGAAGCGGUUAAAAGUCGUCUGAUGCACCCGACAAAUGUGGUUGGCGUAAUAACGACUCUAAAAAUGUUAUUUGGACAGCCGGAAGCCAUCGUACACACACUAAUCGCGAAGAUCAACUCACUACCCGCGUUGAGGGAAGAUAAGCUGGAGACCCUUCUAAAUUUCGCUGUCAGCGUGGACAACUUUUGUGCUACGGUGGACGCCUGCGGGUUAGAAGAGCACCUCUACAACGUAUCGUUGAUGCAUCAAUUGGUCAGUAAACUGCCUUCUUCCAUAAAACUGAAUUGGGCCCAGUACAGACAAACGCUGCCGGCAGUUAACUUGGCUUCUUUUAGCCACUGGCUUUAUUCCCUAGCAGAGGCUGCUAGCGCUAUAACUAUUCCGAAUGAUAUUGGAGACAUAAGAACAACGCGGAGCGAAAACCGUGGAAAUAAAAAAGGUAACACUUUCGUGAACUCUCACUCCGAGGACGUCUCUCCGGAAACAUACUCCCAGAAAUCAUCCUUUGUGAGGACAGCAAGCGAAGGCUGCAUGAUAUGUAAAGGGAUGUGCAAAUCCAUUUGUAAAUGCAAACGGUUCCUAGAAAUGUCGCGUGACUCACGUUGGGCAGUUGUGAGAGAAUACGGACUCUGUCGUAGAUGCCUGCGACGACACUAUGGGGGAUGUCAAGCAAGAUUAUGCGGUAAGAAUGGUUGUCAGUUUAAACACCAUGAAUUAUUGCAUAAUGACGAGAAAAAACCACCGAACGCUGAAGUCGUAGAAGCGAUUACUCCUCAAUCAAGUUCGAGUUCAAACCAUCAGGGAUGUCAUACUCAUCAAGUGAAGUCUAGCAGAACUCUAUUCCGUUAUUUGCCAGUACGUCUACAUGGGAAGCACGGCUCCAUAUGUACCUUCGCCUUCCUAGAUGACGGGUCAAGUUUGACACUAGUGGACAGUGAUUUGGCAGAUGAGCUGAGACUUGAAGGGGAAGUAAAACCCCUCUGUCUGCACUGGACAGGCGGCACACAGCGCCAAGAAGAAACCUCACGAGUCGUUAGUUUUGAAGUUGCUGGAAUACGAGACGAAUCCCAUAAAUUCAGCCUAACUGGAGUAAGGACGGUCAACGAAUUAUUACUUCCACCACAAACGUUGAACAUAGAGGAAUUAUCUCGCCUGUAUCCACACCUCCGAAACCUUCCCAUCCUCUCCUACGAAGCUGUGCGACCAAGAAUCCUAAUUGGGAUGAAGGAUCAACACCUCACUCUCGUCCUCAAGAGUCGAGAAGGAGGACCAAAUCAACCGCUUGCAGUGAAGACCCGCUUAGGCUGGACAGUGUGUGGGGGCGCCAAUGAAAAUGAUACACCCAACCUAGUACAUUCGAUUUUUCACAUUUGUCCGUGUGAAAACCGUUCAGACGAUGACCUUCAUCAGGCGAUGAAGAGGUAUUUCUCUUUAGACAGUUUAGGUGUAGUUAAAUCGGGAACAUCUCUACUCUCCAGAGACGAACAACGAGCACAAUCUCUUCUUCAAUCUCUUACAAAAUUCACGGGAACACAUUUCGAGACCGGACUACUCUGGCGCUACGACGAAGUCCGUCUUCCAGAUAGUCGAGCGAUGGCAAUGCGUCGGUUUCAAUGCCUCGAGAAACGCUUGAUGAGAGAUGCUUCGCUUGCAGCAGUCUUGCAACAGAAAAUUUCUGAUUAUCUACGCAAAGGCUAUAUCCGAAAGCUAUCAGAGGAGGAACUUAUACGCCCAAACCGUCGCACCUGGUAUCUUCCUGUGUUCCCAGUAAAGAACCCUAAUAAGCCAGGGAAAAUUCGCAUCGUGUGGGAUGCUGCAGCCACUGCUUUCGGAAAGUCACUAAAUUCAUUUCUUCUGACGGGGCCUGACCAGCUUGCAUCGUUGUUCUCUAUUCUCAUCCAGUUCCGUGAGCGUGCGAUUGGACUAACGGGUGAUCUGCGAGAGAUGUUCCAUCAAGUCUCGAUACGGAACGAAGACCAACUUUGUCAACUCUUUUUCUGGAGAGAUGAGGAUGGUCAGCUGUCAACCUAUGUGAUGCGUGUUAUGACUUUUGGUGCUUGUUGCUCGCCAAGCAGUGCACAAUAUGCGAAGAAUAUGAAUGCUGAGCGGUUCAGAUACCAGUACCCGACAGCAGCAAACGUUAUUCAAAAGCGUCACUACGUGGAUGAUAUGCUAGUUAGCGUCGAUACGGAAGGAGAGGCAAUACAACUGGCAAAGCAGGUUACGUUCGUACACGCGCAAGGCGGUUUUGAGAUCAGAAACUGGAUCAGUAAUUCUCAACGGGUACUGAGAGCCCUGGAUGAGAACAGUACGAAGGAGAAGAACCUUGACCUCGCUCCGGAAUUGGCCACGGAGAAGGUGUUGGGGAUGUGGUGGUGUACCGCGUCUGAUGUCUUCUCAUAUAAAGUUGGAUGGAACCGAUACGAGCGCCCCCUCCUGGAGGGUCAACGUUGCCCGACAAAGCGGGAAAUGCUACGAAUCCUUAUGUCUAUGUUCGAUCCCUUGGGGUUAAUUGCACAAUUCCUGAUGUACCUGAAGAUCCUCAUGCAGGAAGUCUGGCGGUCCGGAGCUGAUUGGGACGAUGAAAUUAACGGAGUACUCUUCUCCAAGUGGCAGACGUGGCUUCAGAUCCUCCCACAAAUCGAAACGCUCAAGAUUCCUCGUUGCUAUCGCAGUCGAAUUCCAGCAGAUUUUUCCGACGUGCAGCUCCAUACGUUUGUAGACGCGAGUGAGGAUGGAAUGGCUGCAGCUUGCUAUCUUCGUUACUCCCAUGGCGAUACCAUCGAAUGCACGUUAGUCGCUGCGAAAACCAGAGUUUCUCCGUUGAAAUUCCACUCGAUUCCUAGAUUGGAACUUCAAGCAGCGGUGUUGGGUGUUCGAUUGGCUUCCACAGUGAAAGAAUCCUUAUCUGUGAACAUCACUCGGCGAAUUUUUUGGUCAGAUUCACGAGAUGUGAUCUGCUGGGUCAAUUCGGAUCAUCGGCGUUUUACACCAUUUGUAGCCCACCGAGUUAGCGAAAUUUUGGACUCCACAGAACCAGCAGAUUGGCGCUGGGUUCCUACCAAGCAAAAUGUCGCGGACGAUGGCACUAAGUGGGUGAAACUACCAGACAUGUCUGCAGAAGCUCUUUGGUACACAGGACCACAUUUCCUGAUGUGCACUGAGAAGUAUUGGCCGCAACAACCAACCGUGACUAGGACAACAGAGACCGAACUACGCCCGUAUUUGUUGAUGCAUGUCCAGAAAACUGAGCCGCUUCUCUGCUUCAGUGACUUCAGUAGCUGGAGAAAGAUGGUGAACACAAUUGCAUACGUUCUUCGGUUUUCCAACAAUAUCAUUAAGAGGAUGAAAAGGCAGGCAGUUACGAAUGGCCAUCCUUCAAUGGAAGAGCUGACCGCCUCUGAAUCCCAUUUGAUCCGGCAAGCACAAGAGGACGCCUACCCCGACGAAUACACCCUUCUCCACCAGUCUGGUGGAGCCACGCUUCCGAAAACUAGCGCUUUGUAUAAGCUCACCCCUUGGAUCGACAAACACGGAAUCAUGCGGAUACGAGGUCGUAUUUCUGCCUGUGAGUUCGCGACCGAAGAUGCCAAGAAUCCGAUCAUUCUACCCCGUAACCACCACGUUACCAGUCUCAUUGUUGCACACUAUCACCAAAAAUACCACCAUCAGAAUCACGAGACUGUAAUUAACGAGAUACGGCAACGUUACUCCAUUUCUCGACUUCGAAGUACCUACUUACGGGUACGCAACAGUUGUCAACGAUGUAAGAAUAACCGGGCAAUUCCGCAGCCCCCUAUCAUGGCAGAUCUCCCACAUACCAGGUUGGACGCAUUCGCUCGACCGUUCACCCAUGUAGGCGUGGACUACUUCGGUCCUAUUACAGUCGUAAUAGGCAGGCGAUCGGAAAAGCGAUGGGGGAUGCUCGUAACCUGCAUGACAAUACGAGCCAUCCAUAUUGAGAUCGUGCAUUCGCUGAGCACUAAUUCGUGCAUCAUCGCGCUGCGCAACUUUAUCUCGCGUCGGGGUACGCCUCGAACGAUCUAUAGUGAUCGCGGUACCAACUUUGUCGGAGCAUGUCGUGAGAUGCAGAAGGCAGAAGCUUCGGUCAACAUAGAAGAGAUGAUGAAGGCGUUCGUUUCAUCGGAAACCAAAUGGGUCUUCCUCCCACCUCUAUCUCCACACAUGGGCGGCUGCUGGGAGAGAUUGAUUGGAACAGUCAAACGAAACAUGACGGCUAUUUUGUCAACGCAAAAACUGACGGACGAAGUACUGCGAAAUGUUUUGGCCGAAAUUGAAAACGUAGUGAAUUCUCGACCACUUACUCAUGUUCCGAUCGAUGACGAUUCCGGCCCAGCCUUGACUCCAAACCAUUUCCUCCUUGGAUCAUCCGAUGGUACCAAACCUUUGUGCACUCUAGAAGACAGUGGUGCCGCAUUACGGCAGUGUUGGCGUGCAUCGCAGAUACUCGCGAAUAGAUUUUGGAAACGUUGGCUGAGUUCGUAUUUACCUGAGAUCACCCGCAGAACUAAGUGGUUUAUCAACACGAAGGCGAUUGGAAUCGACGACGUGGUAAUCAUUGCUGACCCUAAAAAUCCCCGGAAUUGUUGGCCCAGGGGGAAGGUCAUCGGAAUCUGUCCUGGAAGAGAUGGACAACCUCGAUCAGCAACUGUGAAAACAGGGAACGGUGUCUACGAGCGACCAGUUGCUAAACUGGCUGUGCUAGAUGUACGGCGCGAUGAUUAG
Molecule: messenger RNA, 5898 nt
Organism: Toxorhynchites rutilus septentrionalis
Lineage: Eukaryota; Metazoa; Arthropoda; Insecta; Diptera; Culicidae
Exons: 1
Coding region: 1-5898 (1965 amino acids)
Biological process (GO): DNA integration
Molecular function (GO): nucleic acid binding
Source: RefSeq, a predicted model, not a curated record